This is a messenger RNA of Hydractinia symbiolongicarpus, 1024 nucleotides long. RefSeq lists its product as uncharacterized. Bases 444 to 812 code for a protein of 122 amino acids. The transcript is spliced from 2 exons. The record is from RefSeq and is a predicted model, not a curated record. NCBI's taxonomy places the organism in Eukaryota, Metazoa, Cnidaria, Hydrozoa, Anthoathecata, Hydractiniidae.
GAUUUCUCCAUAGAAUUAUGCAGUCAAAAAAACAAAAGAUGACAUUGUACCUCCUGCAAGAAAAAGUUGCAGAAUUUCUCCGCCUAUGAAAAUUUCUGAAAGAUCGAAGCAUGUUCUAGCCUCGGAGUGUAUGAUUUGUGAAAAGAAUAUCAUUUAUAAAACUGAAAAAAUUAGUGGCAAGCGAACUCGUAUAACUCUUUCACGAGCUGAGACACUGACAUGCGGUCAGUUGAAGGCUGCGGCCGAAUUUAAAAAUGACGAGUGAAUUUUGACAGUGCUGAGAGAAAAAGAUUGUGUUGCGCUCGAAGUACAAUAUCAUAAACCCUGCUAUAAGCUUUAUGUUAAAAAUGAACAAAAGAAUUUGACGCAGUACGAGUCUUGCUAUGAGAUAUUUUGUGAAACUUAUGUCAAAAUGAAAUUAAUAGAAGAAAAAAAUUGUCAAUAUGACUACUCUGGUUAGAAAAUUUAGAUAUAUUGCUGCUAGACAGGGUAGCAAUACUUUCAAUUAUAAAACUUCUAGACUGCGGUUAAAGUUACAAAAAGACUUCCCUGAACUCGUCUUCUAUCGCCCAAAAUUUCGCAGAAAGAGCUACAUUGUUUAUCUAAAAGAAUAUGAGACGGGGGACAUGUUAGAAUCUGCAAAUCUAACAGAAAGUGAAGGUACAACAUCAGAGAGUUCUUCCAGCGACGAAAGUGAGUGGGGUGAUAACGCGACGCGAGGAAUUCUAUCUCUACCAUGCAGCAUUUUACUUGCGCAAUGUCAUCAAGGCGCCAGAAUCGUUCAUCGUAAACUGGCCACCCACUUCUGCUGAUUUUUUUAAAAGAGAUGUUCGAGAAUUUGUUCCUCCAUUACUGUACAAUUUCAUGGCCUGGCUACUCAAUAUGAGUGAUGAACCUAAUUUUAAUCAUCGUUUUUUUUGUGGAAACUGGCGUUGGCGAACAAAAUCAAAUUCUCGAUAUGCAUAACAUCGCGAACUCCCUUGGUGAAGUUACUGAUGCUCUCGUCGGAUUUCACGCCUUCACA